AUGCAUGGCAAAUGCAACUUUCUCCAGCUCUUCUGCCCACCCCACAAAACUCAUAACCUACGCCCCGCAACCAACACCGCCAUGAAUGUCAACAUUACCAAUAUCACAGCCAGCAUCAACAAUACCGGCAUCAUGGCCACUUUUCCUGACCCUCGUUUGUGCAUUCUCACCCGCCUCUUUGCUCAAUCCUCUUCCAAGUAUUCUGUUAUGCAGUCCAAUAGAUCUCCUAUUUCUUUUUAG
This is a messenger RNA of Protopolystoma xenopodis, 240 nucleotides long. The record is from the annotation of a GenBank genome assembly. NCBI's taxonomy places the organism in Eukaryota, Metazoa, Platyhelminthes, Monogenea, Polystomatidea, Polystomatidae.